Cucumis melo (muskmelon) is the source of this 1757-nucleotide messenger RNA. RefSeq lists its product as uncharacterized. Lineage: Eukaryota; Viridiplantae; Streptophyta; Magnoliopsida; Cucurbitales; Cucurbitaceae. Bases 394 to 1458 code for a protein of 354 amino acids. Gene Ontology annotation, molecular function: protein binding. The record is from RefSeq and is a predicted model, not a curated record. The transcript is spliced from 2 exons.
GAGGAGGUUAAAAUUGUAGUUUCAGAAGCGGGAGUAUCCGACGGAAAGCUACCGGCAAAAGAGGGGUGAGGGUUUUUUCUUUUCAUUUUCCUAUUGGUUGGCGCUGACAAACAUUAAAAUAAACAAAUUCUCAAAAGGGAAAAGAAAAAUCUGUUAUUUGACAUUUUCAGUUGGAAUUUUGAAGAUGAUUUAUCCAUUUUUGGAUUAAAUUUGUUUCCUCAUAUCGCUCUCCUUCUUCAGUCUUCUCUUUUCCCUUUUGCAGUUUUCUGAAUAACAAACCCAUACCCAUUCCAUCUCUGAUUUUUUUCCAUUUUAAUUCUCUAUUUUCAAUCCCUUUUCAAAACCCCAUUACACGUUUCUUCCAUUUCAAUCAAUCCCCCCCCCCUUCCAUUAAUGGCUUCCGAAGCCGGUGGCGGUGGCAGUGGCGGAGGAGACGAAACCCCAUUGUUGUCUCCCAGAAGCAAAUUGAAGUUUCUUUGUAGUUAUGGCGGCAAGAUCCUCCCUCGCCCCACCGAUGGCCAUCUCAAGUAUGUUGGUGGCGAGACACGCGUCAUCGCUAUGCCACGCGAUAUCAAAUUCCCAGAUCUAAUGAAGAAACUGACUGCUCUAUUUGAUGGAGAUAUGGUCCUAAAGUAUCAGUUAGUUCCGGAAGAUCUUGAUGUUUUGGUCUCUGUAAGGUCUGAUGAGGAUUUAAAGCAUAUGCUUGAUGAAUAUGAUCGCCUUGAAAGUGAAGGAACUCCUAAGCUUCGGUGUUUCUUAUUUCCUUCAAACCCAAUUGUCAUUGAGGCUCAACCAUUCUCCUCAGAUCCCCAGCAAAUCGAGCAACGUUAUCUUGAGGCUAUUAAUGGCAUUGUACGGUCUGGCUCCUCUGCCAGUGCAAAACUCUCCCCUACUACCCCUAACCGUCCUACAUUCAGUAUUUCAUCUGCUUGUUCAUCUCCAAAAUCAUCUUCUCCAGAUGCCCAAACGGCUGAAUCUAUGGCCCAAGAAACCUUCUCUUGGAAUAACAUGAAACUUAGUCGCCCUCCUAUGCAUAAGGUCCAUAGCUCUCCUAGCCUUUGCAGUUUUAACAACCUUCAACCUCCCACCAAUAUCAUUCCGGUUAGUAAACACCAUAUUCAGCAACGCCAUUACCACUAUCAACAAAACCAGCUCCAGCAGCAGCAGCAGCAUCAUAAUGGCUACCAAUCUUCGAGAAUUCCUCCAGAGUUUAGCAGAUCUAAUGCCCCCGAAAGAGUUCCUAUGAACCUUUCACCAUCACCGCCUAUAGGUAGGUCCGACUUUGGAAGGAGUCCGAUGGGACCUAAUGUUAGCCACCACACAUCUAGUAGACAGCAAAGAGGAAUUGGAUUGUGGAAUAAAUAUGGAUACUCUGAUGAGUUUGAAGCAAAUGGUUGCGGUAGGAUCGAUAGAACAGAAAAUAAUCAAUGGAGCCCGAGAAAGCCACUUUGGGAGUAACAAAUAUACAGUUUGCCUAGUUUGUAGAUAAUUGGAAAGGACAGAAUGAAAGAUGGUGAGUAUAGUCACCUUCUGUUUGUGCUAUAUUUUGCACGAUCAUCAUAUUCUUUUAUUUGUUUCCGUGCUUUGUUUUGAACUGAAGUUUCCUACCAAGGAAAUACUUGUAUAGCUGUGUAUAGGUUUCAUAUACAAAUCUCAUAUGUUUGUGAUUUUUUAGUUUAAAAUACUUGUAAAUGGUGUUCUUCCAAACUGUUAAGAAUAUCCACUGUGUUGAUGGAAUUCAGGAUUCAAGUUCACUC